AGCGACUUAUCCAUUCCCAGCGCCAGAGACGAACGCAACCGCCAUGGCCGACGUGAUCGAGUUCGACGCGCCGUCGUACUACGACCUCAACGACACGGACUUUGAGAAGGCGUACAUCAACAACGCCGACGGCUACUUUGGCGACUGCGCCGACGACGCCGAGUUUGACUUCCUCGGCUCCAACCAAUCCAGCAGCGAGCUCGCCGACGUCGUGGCCGUCGCCGCAAGCAGCCACGCCGCGUCCGCCGUCUCGGACGACGACAACGACGACGCCGACGUGGUGAGCAACAACCACAGCAGCAGCCACGGUGGUUCGCAGCGCAACGCCAAGACGCUCGUGCCCCACUCGCGCAAGCCGCUCACCAAGCCGGCCUCGCCGCAACUGCAGACCGCGCGCAGGGCACAGACCAGCGGCGGCCACCGCAAGGUGUACACGCCGCCCGACACGGACGCGAUCGAGAUGGCCAAGCAGUUCCAUGCGCUGCCGAUGCCCAGCACGCAUGCACCGCCUACGAUCGCGCCGCGCUUGCUCGAGCGCAAGAAGCCAGCGGCGCCCCGCAUUCACCUGCCCAUGACGACCGAUCGAUUCGGCGCACGCGUGCCGCUGGUCUCGCCGGUCAAGCCGCAGGCCAAGCCGCGCCGGCCGCACGGGCUUUCGGAGGACUUGACGCCGCGCGCCGCCCGCGCCGUGAGCCAGAGCUCGCCGCGCCCCCAGGAGGUGGCGGGUCCGCGACCAAAGCUCGAAAAGUCCAAGUCGGUCGGGAACGUCAUGCUCGAGCCCGACCUCACUGUGCAGCGGUCCGAGGAGCGAGCAAGAAAGCGGCAGGAGCUCGAGCUGCGGCGCCGGCAGCUUUUAGCCGAGCGCGAGGCGCUCAAGCAAGCAGAAGAAGCAAAGCGUGCCGAGGACGCGGUCGCGCGCGAGCGUGAGCUCCGGCUGCAGCAGUCGUUCAAGGCCAAGCCCGUGCGGCGACCCAAGGAGCCGUUCCGGAUCGCGCCAUCGUCGCGCGAGCUCACGAUGCCCAAGUCCCCGAAAUGCCUGCGUCCCAAAGGCGCCUUGUACUAAAUCGUGUCCAGAUAACUAAAACACCAACCUACUAACUACACCGCCCGCCGCGCCUCGACUACAUACACUGCGUUUCGAUCAGAA
This is a messenger RNA of Saprolegnia diclina VS20, 1147 nucleotides long. RefSeq lists its product as hypothetical. The transcript has 3 exons. Lineage: Eukaryota; Oomycota; Saprolegniomycetes; Saprolegniales; Saprolegniaceae. The record is from RefSeq and is a predicted model, not a curated record. Bases 44 to 1063 code for a protein of 339 amino acids.